AUGGCGGCGGCCCCAGCCUCAGCACUUCUACCGCAGGCGGAGGGAUACAUGACUGAUGGUCAGAGAACUUCAAAUGCGGAUAAACCACAUAGCAAUGCUCUAGCAGCCAAAGCAGAAAAGCCCUUAAAAACUAGUUUGAAAUAUAGUGGCAUUCUCAAUGACCAUGUCGUUUCACUUACAGGGCCUUUUCACACGACUGGGUUGUCCGGCCCGCGGCUCACUUUUGAGAUGGAUGCUAGAGAUGACUUCAUUGAGGACGGGGAAUGCCAUAGCAACAACUCACAGGAACCUGAAGAGCAAGACAGCACAAGUGACGACGGUGAUAGUGAUUUUGAUAAAGACGACGACUCAAAUGCCUCUGCUGAUGACAGCAUGACGAGUAAUAAGAGCAGCCACGGCCCCAUACUACAUGAUGACGUCAAGGAGGAGAACGAGGAGGGGACAGACCAGGGGAGCAGUUUUGCAUGUCCUCUUUGUUCCCUGGAGUUCAGUAGCCCAGAUCAGCUAAUCGCACACGUCUAUCAGCACACAGCUGUGGGUGGCAGUAAGAGUUAUAUCUGUCCUGUUUGUGGAAGAGCUCUCAGUUCUCCAGGCUCUCUUGGUCGCCAUCUUCUCAUCCAUUCAGAGGACCGACUGUCCAACUGUGCUGUUUGUGGGGCUCACUUCACAGACACCAACAACUUCAACAGGGAAAAGUUGAGGGAAUUCCUCGACACAAGCAGUAUAGAGAUCAACAGUGAGGGCGAGGCCUGUGCCAUGUCCAACUCUUUAACCAGAAGCACUAUGACUAACCCCAACACAAAUCCUGGUCCUGGACUGACCUCAUUGCCAGAUGGUCUUCUCCCUUCUGCACCUCCUCUUCCCUCACUCUCUGACAGCCUCAGUCCUCAAAGCACGGGACUUCCGCCUCUUCCAGACCUUAUGAACCCUAUGCCCGUGUACCCGGCUGGGGUUUUGUUGGUCUGCAACAGCUGCGUAGCCUACCAGCAGCUUGUGGACGCCCAGUCGCCGUCCAUGCGGAAAUGGGCGGUCCGUAGGAAGAACGAACCCGUACAGGUGCGGAUGCAUCGGCUUGAACGGGAACGAACGGCCAAGAAGACCAAGCGGGCAUGUGAGACAUCAGAGGAGCGGGAGAUGCGCCGCUUACGAGACCGUGAGGCAAAGCGUAUGCAAAGGAUGCAGGAGACGGACGAACAGCGGGCACGUCGUCUGCAGCGAGACCGGGAGGCCAUGCGACUCAAACGGGCCAACGAGACGCCCGAGAAGAGGCAGGCGCGGCUAAUCCGUGAGAGGGAGGCCAAGAGGCUAAAACGACGCUUGGAGAAGAUCGACCCAUCGCUGAGAAACCAGAUUGAGCAUGACCCUGCUGCGAUGGCUGCGCUCACUGCUGAUAUGAGUCUAUUCCAGUUUUCCUUUCCCAUGUCCGUCCCUUCCAUGGACAAUGGACUGUUUAUGAAGCUUCCCUAACAAGCACAGCUCCAAACACCUCUCAGCCCAACAUUUGAGAAGAAUUUGCCAUUCUUAAAGAAUAACCAUCUUGACCAAAGUUGUGAUGAGAAGGUUAUGGUCUUGCAGUUUCAAGGAGGUGCUCACCCUGACAGCGGUUUGCAGUGACGUAGGCACCAGAUGUCUUUCACUUUCAAAGACAGAUUUGAGGCAACACGAAAGACCGUGAGUUAUGCAACAAUGUUGUGCAGAGUUCAACUUGAUGCAGACAGGCAGCAACACACAUGGCGACUACCUGUGGGAGUGUAGAUAAUGAAGCUCAUGUAGAUAACAUGUUCUGCUGCCUGAUACACUUGGAUAUUGUAGUUAAGUACAGAAGUGAUUCUACAGGAUAGACAAGGCACUUGCUUUGGACCCCUAAGGGUGGCGGAUUCGAGUAGUCAACAGCAAGAAGAAAUAAACCUCCUGAAAAAUAAAGCUUGGCAAGAGCCCCUCUAGGGGGCCUCAUCUCAUUAACUACGAUCUCAGUGAAAAAUCAAAUGAAGAGUAGGCAUCAUGCAGAUAAUGUUCCCAUCUGGUAGUCAGAAGAGAAAAGAGCCUGCGGCACCAGAGUCCCACAAUCAUUAUCAGUCAAGUAGGAACACCUACUAGCGACCAAGACCACGCCGACUUGCCAAGCUCCAAUGAUUUAAUUGCUGUCAGUGUGAACAACCCUUUAUGGAUUUCUAUAACAUAUUACAUAAUUAACUGAACUUCUAUAAGAAAUUCCGACAUUCACUGAAGGGAAAACCCUCUCAGUAAGCAUGUUUUACUUUAUUUUCAAGGCUCAGACUUUUAGCCGUCUUUCUUCAGAGCAGUGAGAUCCUUCCAGAAGGAGGUUCUCUGUUUGCACACAGACCUACAGUGACAGGAGUGAGAUGUGUAGCCACACUCCACACUCAGCCUACUGUUCAAAUUUGCCAGUCUGAAAGGUUGGCGUUUACCUGCAACUAUGGCUCACCUCCCAGAACCCAAGAUUGGGUCAAUACUAGCUCAUACUCACAGAACCAACUACCUCACCAUGGGAUCCUUACAUGGCCUAGUCACACCUGUGGCCUUGACCAGAACCACAGGGGUUGUGUAGGUCCACAUACUGACUCAAUGUUCCCUAUGCCAACACACUCUUGUCCAGUGGUGUAGUCCUCUAGUCCUGCUCCUGGAGGGUUCAUCCUCCAGAGUUCACCCCUGAACCAUCUAAUCAAGGUAUUCAGGGUUACUUGAAACCCCCAGGCAGGUGUGUUGGAGUAGAUUGGAGAUAAACUCUCCAUGAUGUUUGCCGUCCUAGAGCAGGAUUGGACACCCCUGGUAUAAUCAUUGCCCUACAUGUUCGCCGAAACAACUACACUUUAUUUAAAUGCUGUUUGAGAGCCGCUGACCCAAAUGCUGAAAUCUAAGUGGGCUUGUGGUCUUUGCUUAUACAGACCAUAGGUGUCCUACUUGUCAAGAUUUACAAGGAUAUACCACCUUUGCAGCCACUGUGUCCCUCAAUGCACCCUUUAGUUGAGCCCAACCUGGUGCAGACUUUGGAAACGGACAACUAACUGACAGUCUGUGUGGCAUUUUAUCACUUAAGUGUGGACUCCACUAAAGACUUCAAGGGCCGAGGGUGCCAUUUGGGACAAGGCCUCUAUUGGAGACUUUGUCCUUUUUUAAAAGAGGAAGGUAAUUUCUGCGGAUGUACUGUUAAAUACUAAAAGUAUCCGUUUCAAAGCACAUUCAGACACACUUCUCUGACCUCCCAAAGGCUUUAUACUUUAUCACAAUGCUACACGGGUUGAUAUUUGUCUAGGAACUCAGGGAUGGUGUGGAUCACCGGCAUCCUCCUGAGAAAACAGAGGAGCAGGAGACCUCCUCUUCCUCAUUCUUCAUCAUCAUCACCACUUGCUCAGAUAAUAUACUACCUUUUACUCACCUUUACUGGUCACAUUGGCCUUUUUUUCCUCUUGUUCAGACUGCAAACUCCUCACCUGAGCCAAAAUGUCAAUAUGGAUAUUACGCAACUCCAUGACGUCUCAACUAACCAACCAGUCUCUGCCCUCUGCUGCUGUCACUGUACUGUAUAACGUGUAUGUUACCUCUUUAAACCAGUGUGGUCCCGCACUGGACCUGGGAAUGCUUGUGGUUAAUGGUGAGGCACUUAGUGUGUGCUCGAUCUCUGUGGCAACAUAAGUAGUGUAUAAAUUCAAACUGUUGCCUUUGUCACUGGAAAGUUUGUGCUUUGGUUUUAUAUUUAAUGAUUUAAAUGAAUUUGUGUGCUAAUUCUAUGAGAUGUGCAAUGAUGUAAAGGUUUAGCAAAUGCAUGUACAAUGAAACAAUCAGGAUGAACACUUCCAGAGAGAAAUCCCUCCUAUAUGAAGCAGUGAUGACUCUGCAUAUGUACAAAUUUAAAUGACAAGGUAAAGACACAUUCGCCAACGUUUCACACUAAUUUAAAGGUGAAGUGUGUAAUUUCUGCUCAACAUCUGAUGGCCAAAAUAACACUUGCAUCCCAAGCACUGCCCCCUGUCUUCCAUUAUUCACCAAACAGGUACCCCCACCAAAAAUUCUAACCAAUUCAGAAGUUGCAAAGCACCGCAAAAGCAAAAACACUGCAGUGUUUAUGGUAGUGGUUCUUACAUUUUUGGGUUAUCCACUUCAAGAGUAAAACAAAAACAGCAGACCACCAAAUUUCAUUCAGUGGUGUAAUUCAAUGCCCUUUUCACCAAUUCUGUCAUGAGCCACAGUAAAUUUUCCAGAAGGCUGUUUUGUUCCUUUUUAUAGAAAUGAACGUUUCUUUUAGCUAAUAAACUGAUGAGCCGACUGUUUGCUAGCUAAGAAAUUGGACCAAAUGUUUACGUACACUUGACAACAGACAACAAACCCUUAAGAAUAAAAUGAGUGUCAAUUCAUUAUGUUGGUUAAUUCAAUGUUGUUCAAUUAUUUAUUCAAGUCUUUUUAUUGACUAAACUCGCAGACAACAGUUUCAGAACCACUCUACAAGUUGAGAGAACAUUGCACACGUCACCUUGAAACUUUACUCGCUUCUCAGCGUUUCAUAUUGGGCGAAAGGGUCAGUCAUGUUAAAACGGACCACUGUACAUCUGUAAGUACCUCUUGGAAACAGGGUAGACCGUGUGUGUAUGAUAUGUAUGUCUUAUAUUUCAUUCCAAUACUUAUUACAAUUUAUUUAUUACUACAGUGAAUGACGCACAUUUCAGUGUUUUAAAUUCACAAUGUUGUCAUUACCUUCUAUAGAGAUACCUCUAAUACUCAAAGCGAAGCAGCUGAGCUUUCCCGCACAGUUGAAGGCAACUGGAUACUGGUCCCACGUUUAUGCUGUCGUGAAGUAUUAAUGAUGGGCUCCUUAAGUAAAAGAAAGGAUUUAAUGUACAUGUGAUGAAGCAUCACUAUGCAAUUGAGAGCUGUACUCAAGAAACGUUGUAUUACUACUAUGCAGUUGAUAUGAAAGUAAAUGGACUCAAAUGCUCCAGAUCACAAACCUCAGGCAACUCUUGACAGUCAAGCCAUUGGUCCUCAAGCCUGUAACCCUCGACCACCAGAUCCAUCCUUAAGUUUUGUUUUCAGUUACUUCCUUGAUAAGGACCGAGUUGAUGUUGAUGCACAUUCAGGAAGAACAAUGCAAUUUUUAUGACCCAAUUCCCUGAAAUUCAUUAUAAAGCACUGAGUUAUUUUAUACAGUAGCAUUAAAGAUGUGGAAACCCAUCCUGAUGCAAUGAGAAAAUCAAAUGAUUCUCUGUAUUCCAGAACGAGAUGUUGGCAGGAUGCAUUGUCUAUUUUGAAGAAAAAAUAUAAAAGAGUAUUUUCAAACAUUAACCCCAUUUAGUCUGCAUUAUUCCCAAACUAGUAUUUUUUAGUGGUAUG
This is a messenger RNA of Sinocyclocheilus grahami, 5346 nucleotides long. Its product is annotated as zinc finger protein 821-like. Lineage: Eukaryota; Metazoa; Chordata; Actinopteri; Cypriniformes; Cyprinidae. Gene Ontology annotation, cellular component: nucleus. Gene Ontology annotation, molecular function: RNA polymerase II cis-regulatory region sequence-specific DNA binding; DNA-binding transcription activator activity, RNA polymerase II-specific. The coding region runs from base 1 to 1467 and encodes 488 amino acids. The record is from RefSeq and is a predicted model, not a curated record. Gene Ontology annotation, biological process: regulation of transcription by RNA polymerase II. The transcript has 6 exons.